GGGGUCUCCCGGGGAUACGGGCUGGGAUGUCUCAGUUUAGACUACCACGUAGAGGGUCCUAUCGCCACGGUGUUCACACGGGAGUGCAUGAGCCACUACCUGCGUGUUUCAACUUCCUGUGGCGAGCAAGCGUAUGGAGUACAUCCUCACUGACAUCUGGAAGGACAGAUGUUGCAAAGCCAAGCUGCUUAAGAGCAUGCCAGAGCUGUCUGGCGUGCUGCACCAGUGCCACAUCCUGGCCAAUGAGAUGGUCCACUUCAUCCACCAGAUGCAGUACUACAUCACCUUCGAGGUCCUAGAGUGUUGUUGGGAUGAGCUGUGGAACAAGGUAGAGAAGGCCCAGGAUCUAGACCACAUCAUCGCUGCCCACGAAGGAUUCUUAGACUCUGUGAUCUCCCGCUGCCUACUGGACACUAACAGCAGGUCCUUGUUGAACCAGCUGAGGGCAAUCUUUGACCAGAUCAUAGAGUUCCAGAGUGCCCAAGACUCUCUGUACCGUUCUGCCCUGGAGGAACUCACCCUGCGGCUGCAGUACGAGGAGCGGAAGAAGCAGAAGGAUUCUGAGGUAGAAGGAUCAGGGCUUGAAGUGGACUGAAAUGGGUGCCAGCACUUARGGCUGUUACGGUGA
This is a messenger RNA of Salvelinus sp. IW2-2015, 628 nucleotides long. The record is from RefSeq and is a predicted model, not a curated record. NCBI's taxonomy places the organism in Eukaryota, Metazoa, Chordata, Actinopteri, Salmoniformes, Salmonidae.